Homo sapiens (human) is the source of this 3751-nucleotide messenger RNA. RefSeq names its product VPS26 endosomal protein sorting factor C (gene VPS26C). The record is from RefSeq and is marked reviewed. Gene Ontology annotation, biological process: intracellular protein transport. Lineage: Eukaryota; Metazoa; Chordata; Mammalia; Primates; Hominidae. Gene Ontology annotation, cellular component: endosome.
GGAGCCCGGCUGGCGGGUGACCCAGCGCCCGCGGCUCCGAGAGGAGCGAGGUCACCCGGCGCUUCCCGAGACCUUGGCCCUAGGCCCAGCUGGCGCUGGGACGCGAGGCAACCGAGCCGCCGGCCAAUCAGCGCUUUGCAGGACUAGCACGCAGGGGCCGCACCCCUGAGGGUGACCGGAACCGCUCCCGCGGGAAGGGCAGGGUGCGGCGCCUGGCCGCAGACAGACAAGGGGGCGCCGGCUCUUCAGAACCCCAGGGAGAAAGCGGUGGAGGGCUAGAGUUGAGGAGACUAAGGACAUUUGAGGAGGGCAGGCAUUACCAAGUUAAAACCUCCUGAAAGACAACUCCAUUGGGCGACCGUCUGCGCCGCACAGCCUGACGGGAGCGUCAUCCUUCCUGCGCAGGCUGCAACCGACAGACAGGCUCGGCUCCGCCUCCAGCCGCGGGGCACGCGGGGAGAGCCGUUCCUCCCUCCCUCCGCUAACCCGGACAGCAAAGGAGCAUUUCCGGCGUAAGACUGUCCCUACGGAAGGGGUGGGGCUAGCUUGGCCCCGUCUUUCACGCCCAGAGGGGGCGGGGUGAACCGUGACAGCGCUUCGGCCCGCACUAAGGCCGGCUCUUGUGCCGGAAGGAGGAAGGCGUGGGCAUUCGCCCCUCGGAGCUAGGGAGUGUGUGCGACGCCGCUGCGAGGUCACGUGAGCCACUGCCGGCAGAGAGGGAAAGGGGCGGGGCCCAGAACGAAGCGGGGAGGCGCCCCUUGUUUCCCUGGGGUCACGCGCAGCCGGAAGUGGCGGCUGCUGCGGAGAAUUGGAGAUGGGGACCGCCCUGGACAUCAAGAUUAAAAGAGCGAAUAAAGUUUAUCACGCCGGGGAAGUGCUCUCUGGCGUGGUGGUCAUAUCGAGUAAGGAUUCAGUCCAACACCAGGGAGUGUCUUUGACCAUGGAAGGAACUGUAAACCUCCAGCUCAGUGCCAAAAGUGUGGGUGUGUUUGAAGCUUUUUAUAAUUCUGUUAAGCCUAUCCAGAUUAUCAACAGCACCAUAGAAAUGGUGAAGCCGGGGAAAUUUCCCAGCGGCAAAACAGAAAUCCCUUUUGAAUUUCCUCUGCACUUGAAGGGUAACAAAGUUCUGUAUGAGACGUAUCAUGGCGUGUUUGUCAACAUUCAGCCUCAGAAGGGGAAGUUUACUCCCAGUCCCGUGGACUUCACGAUUACACCUGAAACCUUACAGAACGUCAAAGAGAGAGCUUUGCUUCCCAAAUUUCUCCUUCGAGGACAUCUCAACUCAACAAACUGUGUCAUCACGCAGCCACUAACGGGAGAGCUGGUGGUGGAGAGCUCGGAAGCCGCCAUCAGAAGCGUGGAGCUGCAGCUGGUGCGCGUGGAGACGUGCGGGUGUGCAGAAGGCUAUGCCCGCGACGCCACGGAGAUUCAGAACAUUCAGAUCGCCGACGGGGAUGUGUGCAGGGGCCUCUCUGUCCCCAUCUACAUGGUCUUCCCUAGGCUGUUCACCUGCCCUACACUGGAGACCACCAACUUCAAAGUGGAAUUUGAGGUUAACAUCGUGGUGCUGCUUCACCCUGACCACCUCAUCACGGAGAACUUCCCGCUGAAGCUCUGCAGGAUAUAGCCCGGAGGAGGGAAGCAUAGAGAACGGGAGUGGCCAUCUGGAAAUCCAGCUGGUUAUCCAAAUCCUAAGGGGAGCUACAGCCAGCGGCAUAUACUUGUUUUUGUGAUUAUUCUGUAUCAGAAAUGAAACAGACCCUCAAAUUAACUUUCCUUCCUCAUUUCUUGAGGCUUCUGCUUCCAACAGGCACCUCUAAUCAGACCUUUUCUUUGAAAUUCAACAAGAUUUCUUAAUGCUAUUUGCCAAGACCAUUUCACAGAAAACAUUGACUGUGGCUCUUGCCUUAUCUGUUCCUUUUUAGGUACAGUAAAACAAUUGUGACAGCAGUUUGAGCUUGCUGGAGAGUGGCAUCAUGGGGACAAAAGGAAACCUCUGACUUGCUAAUGGAUGUAGCCAGGGACUCCCCAUAGCAAAGGGUCUGUGGCCAGUUGACAUCCAGGAUGGCUGCAAGCGCACUUGAUGGUCAGGAAGUUUGCAGAUACUCGCCAAGGCAGAGCGCAAAGUGCUAGCCACUGGAAAUGCAUGACUUCCCUCCACCCCUACUCUAUUCUGUAGUUUUUUGGUUUUGUUUCUGAGACGGAGUCUCAGUCUGUCACCCAGGCUGGAGUGAUCUCAGCUCACUGCAACCUCCACCUCCCAGGUUCAAGCGACUCUCCUGCCUCAGCCUCCCGAGUAGUUGGGAUUACAGGUGACUGCCACCGUGCCCGGCUAAUGUUUGUAUUUUUAGUAGAGACGGGGCUUCACCAUCUUGGCCAGGCUGGUCUUGAACUCCUGACCUCGUGACCCACCCGCCUUGGCCUCCCAAAGUGCUGGGAUUACAGGUGUGAGCCACCACACCCAGCCUCUGUAGUUCUUUUUACAACAUUUUUCAUUAUAACUUUAAAUUUUUUAAGCAACUGGAAAAGUGUUCCUUGCUCUCUUGGGGGGAUUUGGCUGGUGCCGAAGUGUUUCUGAAGUCUCAAGAACUGCCAUAAAAUCUCACGCUGCCAUUUCCCUGAACAGAUACAUACAUAGAGAGAGACAGUUUUCCAAACUGUGUCACGCAGGCUGAGUGCACUGGCAGGAUCACAGCUCACGGCAGCCUCAACCUCCCUGGCUCAAGCGAUCCCUCCCCUCAGCCUCCUGAGUAGCUGAGACUACAGGUGAGUGCCACCACACUCAGCUAAUUUUCAAAUUUUUUGUAGACAGGGUCUCCCUAUGUUGCCCAGGCUGGUCUUGAACUCCUAGACUCAAGUGAUCCUCCUGUCUUGGCCUCCCAAAGUGCUGAGAUUACAGGUGUGAGCCACUGUGCCCAGCAGUUUCCCAGAAUAUAUUUAAAUGCAAAGUUACAUGAGGGGAAAACAUGUAUGUUUGCUCCUGUUGUUACUGGGUAGGUUCUGAACAGCAGAAACCCAUGUGCAGGGUGGGCUGGUGAAGGCCCCUCUCCGCAAGGUGGUAGCAGGAAAAGGUCCUUGACUUGAUGAAUUUGGUCUGCCUCUGAGCCACUGGAGGAAGCUGUUUUGAGCCAGGGUUUUUUGGCCUAAAGCCAGCAUUUCCUCAGUCUCCCUUUGUGGUUCGAAGGAUAUGGACUAUUGCAAUACAUUUCUUCCUUCAAAUCCUGCCACUGUUUUGUUGGCCCACAACUAAUAGGACCUCAAAAUAAGCCAUGCUGCUUUGCACACACACUAGCCUUCUUUUGUACUUUUCAUUCUGGAUGGGCUUGGCCAAAACAGGCUCAGGCCAAAGACCUCCCAAGCUGUAUGUACUUCCAGUAUCCUGAAACAGUGUUUGGUGACAUAAUGCCAAGGGUAAACAAGCCUGAUUUAGGCACUGCUUUAUCCAGGGGCUUCACCCAUGAAAUUAAUAAAACUUAUCUGAGUCACUUGAAACUUGGUUCCCAGAAAACACAUUUCUGGUUUAUAAUCUCCUUUUAUGCUCACCUGACAUUAAUUAUCUAUCCUUGAUGAUGUGUUUAAACUGAGUAGCAGAAAACAGAGGCCACACUUUCUGGGAAAUUUUAAAGGAAGAAACCAUUUUUAAUGAGAUGAAAAUAUUUAACGAAUUUAAAAAGCUAAUGACAAUUUUGAGAAAAGGUUUGGGAUGUAUAUUGCUAUGUAAUUUAAUAAACUGAUUUUAUGGAUAUAAAUA